Messenger RNA from Asterias rubens (European starfish), 1716 nucleotides. RefSeq lists its product as uncharacterized. The transcript has 4 exons. Gene Ontology annotation, cellular component: nucleus. The coding region runs from base 60 to 1385 and encodes 441 amino acids. Gene Ontology annotation, biological process: sex differentiation; regulation of transcription by RNA polymerase II. Lineage: Eukaryota; Metazoa; Echinodermata; Asteroidea; Forcipulatida; Asteriidae. The record is from RefSeq and is a predicted model, not a curated record. Gene Ontology annotation, molecular function: DNA-binding transcription factor activity, RNA polymerase II-specific; RNA polymerase II cis-regulatory region sequence-specific DNA binding.
UAUAAUUUUGUAAGUUUUUUUGCUCGGUCGGCGACACAAAAACCUCACUUACCCUAUGUAUGUCACUCUCCUCUCAGUGCAAGAAAAAGUGUUAUACAUCCAUGAUUAAACGUAAUGUGAGAGAAUUGGAAAUAGAAGUGCUACAUGAAUUCUUGGUAGCGAAAAUGAACGGAGAAGGAGAAAGAACUGUGAGGACCCAGUCAUCAUCUUCGACACGGUCUUCAAGGAAGUUGCGCACGGCAGCAGCACCAAGUGUUUCGACCGUACCUCCGGUGACUGCCCAGGCAGAUGCAUCAGCUGAUGCUUCUCCUCCUGAGUUUGAUGGACAGGGCCUGAGAAAGAAGCGGGCCCCUCGGUGUUCAAGAUGCCGUAAUCACGGCUACCUUGUUCCUCUGAAGGGACACAAAAAGUACUGCAGGUUUAAGCUCUGCAAAUGCAGCUACUGUCAACUGAUCACAGACCGUCAGAGGGUGAUGGCAAGUCAGGUUGCAUUGAAACGGCAGCAAGAUAUGGAAGAAGUGGUCGCUGGAUGCCGGAAUGCAACUGGAGUAGUCGCUUUGCCUCCGUUGAAAGAGCAUCUGACGUUUAAGAGUAGCUGUACUGCCACCAGCCAAUCUCUCCACACAGUGCAUUCUGGAGCUUGCAACAACCAAGGAAAUACCCAACUGCACAAUUACUCACCCAACACUCACCCCACAUUCCAGCCACAGUGGCAGAACAACAGUAGCACUACGCCCAUCCCACCUGAUCUCACCUGCAGUGUUGAGAACCACACCUUCUCUGUUGUUGACCCAGCGGAAACACAGUCCUCUACCUUCGGCCCCGGGUUCCCUCAUGGUGGCAGUUUCAGCUCAAUGACGCCAUUCGCCGUCUACAACGACAGCCACGGGUCAUCGUUCCCGUUGAUGUUUAACGCAGCGAAGUUCCCGCCCAAUCAGAUGUUCUCGUCAGAGUAUUUAGCCUAUCAGAGACAGCUCCACCUACAGCAUCAGAUGCAGCAGCAACGAUUGCGAGACAACAGCAUGGGGAAUGAGUUCGGCUACUGCAAUGGUAUCCAAGGUGCCUUCAUUCCUCUCAACCAUCAGAGCUCACCUUCAGGGGCAGAUGACAGCUUAGAUGAAGACAUCUUAGAGAUAGCUACAGAUGAAGGACCUGGUGGGACUGAUGAUGGUUUGGGACAUGCUUGCCCGGCAUCAACUAAUAUUGACAGGACUCAUGUUACUCAGAGGACGACGCUCCACGGAUUUCCAUCUCCUCCAGCCACAAUGUCGGACUUCCAUUCCCUUCCAGUCAACGUUUCAGUAACCCAGGCCAAAACCUUCAUUCCUCUUCAGCAUGCCCUGUUUCCACAAGGCCAAUCUCAGGAUAAGAAGUGUCUCCUCUAAGACCUGGGCAUGCCCAAUGUUAGGGCAAGUCUGAGACUGGUGGGCGUGGGCUCAAACAAAUAGCCAAAGAAAGUUUUAUUCAGCCAUUUGGGAGCUAGAUUUGACGAACAUUCUGGUACAAUGACUUGUGUUGUCACAAAUUAAUGCUUAAAUUUGAAUUCCUCAUGGUGCCCGUCUUCAUCAUUGUAAUAAUACACAAAGCAGCGCCGAAUUCCUAUAACAAGACAAACUUUCCUUCCCGCCAAAACUACAAUUAUUCACAUAAUUCGGGCAAGAUUUUAGGCCUGAUACUUCACAGAGGCAACAAAGAUAAUUGCCUCUGUGCCCCUGC